UUCAACUCUUGGUCUUUUGACAAGUCUCAGUCAUCUUGAUUUACAUUCAAAUCAAAUCAACGGUACCAUCCCUUCUGAAAUAUAUAAUCUGAAGAAUUUGAUGGUUCUGCAUUUGGGUACAAACAAUCUUUUUGGUCCUAUUUCUUCUAAAAUUGGAAACCUAAAAAAUGUGGUUUCUCUAAACCUUUCUCAUAACUUGCUCAUUGGUCCACUCCCUCAUACGUUGGUUUGUUGGACAAACUUGAACCUUCUCUCUCUUGCUUCCAACCAAAUCAAUGGCUCCAUUCCCCUAGAAAUAGGAGAACUGAGAGAACUGAGGCACUUGGACCUCUAUAAUAAUAGCCUUACUGGUUCAAUCCCCUUAGAAAUAUGGAACUUGACAAAGUUGGUUUUUUUGGAUCUUGGUCUUAACAAUCUCAUUGGUUCAAUUCCCUUAGAAAUACGGAAUUUGACAAAACUAGAAUUUUUGGAUCUAUCAAGUAACUACAUAUCUGGAAUCAUUCCAGAGGAGCUUACUCAGUUAACCCCAUUGCAAUAUCUUAAUCUUUCCUUUAACAUUCUUUUUGGCGAGAUACCACAAGAUGUAAAAAACUUUUCUAGUCUUUUUGUUCUCGACCUCUCCCACAAUAAUCUAACCGGAUCCAUCCCAAUGCAACUUGUCUACUGCUAUUCUUUGAAGCAAUUGGUUUUGAGCUACAACCAAUUACAUGGAGGCCUCCCUUUUCAAGUUAUAUACAAUGUGCCUGCUUUUGUCGACCUUAGUCAUAACCUGCUUAUUGGAAAUAUACCUCCUGGACCUGGGGACUACUCAUUCUUUCGCCACUUGGAUCUCAGCUUUAAUAAUCUCACUGGUACCAUUCCUGAAAGUCUUGUUUACCUAUGCCAAUUGAACAUGUCUUACAACUCUUUGGAAGGUCAAAUCCCAGAUAACUUUUGGAGAUAUAAUACCCUUGAGUCAGUUAUGGGCAACAAGGAUUUAUGCAGUGAUCAAAUCUCAGGCUUACCUCAUUGUGUUCAAUCUUCCCUAAUCAUUAUUCGCUCCACAAAGAUUAAGAAACUCAAUGACACUAAGAUCAUUGUUCUCAUUAUCGUUACACUUGGCUUUUUCUUACUAGGAAUUGUGUUCCUCUCUCGUCAUAAGAUAGUUAGGAACACUGAACAUGAGUCUAAACCAAUGAAGAAUGGAGAUUUAUUCUCAAUAUGGAAUUAUGAUGGAAAUAUUGCAUUUAAAGACAUCAUUACAGCAACAGAGGAUUUUGAUAUUAGAUAUUGCAUUGGAACUGGUGGUUAUGGCAGUGUUUACAAAGCAACCUUACCUAGUGGAAGGGUAAUUGCCCUUAAAAAACUUCACCGUUUAGAAUCUGAAGAGCCAGCUUUUGAUAAGAGUUUUAGGAAUGAAGCCAAAGUCUUGUCUGAAGUUCGUCAUCGUAACAUCGUGAAGCUUUAUGGAUUCUGUCUACAUAAACGAUGCAUGUUUUUGAUUUAUGAGUACAUUGAAAGAGGAAGUUUAUUGUAUGUCCUAAGCAAUGACGUUGAAGCCAAGGAAUUGAAUUGGAAGAAACGUGUGAACAUCAUUAAAGGCAUAGCAAACGCUUUAUCAUACUUGCAUCACGAUUGCAUUCCAACAAUUGUCCAUCGAGACUUGACUACCAACAACAUUUUACUAAACUCGAAAUUUGAGGCAUUUGUUGCAGAUUUUGGCAUAGCUAGACCCUUAAAUCCCAAUUCCUCCAAUUUAACCACACUUGCUGGCACCUACGGAUAUAUUGCCCCAGAACUUGCUUACACCAUGGUUGUGAAUGAAAAAUGCGAUGUCUAUAGCUUCAGUGUAGUGGUGCUAGAAACAAUAAUGGGAAGGCAUCCAGGAGAGCUUAUUUCCUCUUUGGCAUCAUCAUCCACUCAACAUAUCAUGCUCAAAGAUGUCUUAGACCCUCGCCUCUCACCUCAUAUCAACCAAACAAUUGCUCAGAGUGUGGUUCUACUUGUAACGCUGGCAUUAGCAGGCCUAUGUUCCAAUCCCAAAUCCCGCCCCACAAUGAAACAAGUAUCACAGGAGCUUUCUAUUCUAAGGGUGUUGAAUUUCAUGUCUUUAUGGAAUGAAGUGCCUGUCAUUUUCAUGAUGGCAUUUAUGAGGGCCAAUGGCUAGUCGUUCGUUGGUAAGUGUAUGUUACUCGUCAUUCAUUGCUGCCAUUUAAUUCUUUGUCAAGUCGUCCAUUAUCAACUUGAAUGAUCGUUACUUUUUUCUUUUUCUUUUUUUUUUUUUUUGAGAGAAUAAUCGUUACUUAUUUAUGAUUAUUAGUUAUGUUUCUUUGAUGACUUGCCGGUGACACAAGGUUUUCCACCUUAUAUGUUACCAAUUUUACUGUAAUUGAUGGGAUCGAUGAACCCUUUGGCUCAGACGAACUUAUUAGACAUCUCCAUCCACCACUCCACAUCACUAAUGAAUGGAGACAAGUCAUUUAAUGUGGUAUACAAUACCUCGAACGGUUACGAUACUAGUUGUAUAGACCGUUGGAGGCCCAUCAAAGCCUACAUUACUGAGCCUGAAGGUGUUACCAAAAAGAGGCAUUAAAGCCACAAUAAAAGCCAUAACGGCUAAAUGCUGUGAAACCAUAUAUAAACACUCAUCAAAACCAAAACAAGGUACAUACAAUCCCAAAUACAAAAAUACUCCAUAGCUUUGAUCUCUGAUACUUUCUUGAGGCUUCCAUACGCUGACUUUAUCAUCAGAGACUCUCUGGCAGGCACCACACCGGUGACCACCUAAAGAGAACUUUGUGCAACAUUUUCAGGUACAGGGACGAGGUUGCCGGCUCAUCUGGACGAGUCUACUUGAUUGACAAUUUUUGCUUCAUCAGUUUGGUACAGUCUGUGGGAACGAUAUUUUCGUACCUAGGUUCGAGAAUGUAGUUCCAUUCAACUUACAAGUCCAGAUGGAGCCCAACGCUCUCCAGGAUUCUGCAAUGUUAGCUCUGCAAAUCCAAACACUCAUAGCCAACGUGGAAGAGCUUACCCGACAAAACCAAGAAAUGAGAUUACAGCUGCAGCAAGAGGAGACUGCUUUUAUAAAUAUAAAGUGACUGCUUAUAUAUAUAUAUAUUGAUGGGCUUGGGAGCAAUGGCUUAUGUUUUAUGGUCUUCCAAACUGUCUUUCAUAGUCUGGUCGCUCAACAUAGGAGUCUUUUCAUUAAAAUAAUGGGUCCUUCUUUUUGGGUUUAGGCUCAUCAUCAGGCCUUCUAGGACCAAAUGGGCCAAUAUGGGAAAGUUGUGCCCAGUUUUGAAUUAAACUUAUCGUAGGAGGAUGUGGACGUGAAUGAUGAUAUACCAUUGGAUUGUGGUUUUUCUAUAAAAUGUUGGCAUCACUUUAGUGUCUCAGCCUAAUUUUGGGCUUUGUUGGAGGGGGGAAUCACACAAGCCCAUUAUUUUGUG
Messenger RNA from Quercus lobata, 3428 nucleotides. RefSeq names its product MDIS1-interacting receptor like kinase 2-like. The transcript is spliced from 3 exons. Gene Ontology annotation, molecular function: protein binding; protein kinase activity; ATP binding. NCBI's taxonomy places the organism in Eukaryota, Viridiplantae, Streptophyta, Magnoliopsida, Fagales, Fagaceae. Bases 101 to 2146 code for a protein of 681 amino acids. The record is from RefSeq and is a predicted model, not a curated record. Gene Ontology annotation, biological process: protein phosphorylation.